Molecule: messenger RNA, 2157 nt
Organism: Alternaria burnsii
Lineage: Eukaryota; Fungi; Ascomycota; Dothideomycetes; Pleosporales; Pleosporaceae
Product: metallo-dependent hydrolase
Exons: 4
Coding region: 1-2157 (718 amino acids)
Biological process (GO): adenosine catabolic process; inosine biosynthetic process
Molecular function (GO): adenosine deaminase activity
Source: RefSeq, a predicted model, not a curated record
AUGACUACAGCUGACUCGCCGAAGAAGAGAAAAAGGGCCCUCAGCCCGCUACCUACGAGGAAGAUACCACUACAUUCAGGAGAAUCGCAAGCUAUGGAAGCGACAUCAGAGAAAAUCAUGACCAUGGAAGAAGAAACGGAGAAGGCAUUGGCCGAGUUCAGAGCGGCUUUAGACGAUGAACAAGCGAUCAAGCAAUACGACGACGAAAGAAAUAAGCUCGUGAAAAAAGAAGAAGACAAUGCUUGGGAUCAAGCAGCAAGAUCAGACAAACCCGGUUCUGAGGAUGAUAAGGUAGAGAAAUUGGCUGCAGAUAUCAUCCGGGGGAUUCGGGAGUAUGAGCGGAACGUUACUUUCGGCAAUGUAGCUUCAGAAGCGCUACCAGAGCCCGAAGACCGCGACAUGGGUGGCCAAUAUCUCACUAAUAAGGACCGUAUAGACCGCGAGAGCAAGCUUUUCGAGAUUGCUAGAAUCGUUCCCAAAGGUGCUCUUUUGCAUCUCCACUUCAAUGCCGCACUACACCCCGAGUUGCUUCUCGUAAAGGCCCGGAGAAUGAAGAACAUGUACAUUCGCAGUAUACGUCCAAUUGCGGACAAGAAUGAUCUGGCGUUGACGGAAGUGGUCUUCAAUAUCCUAGAUCCGAAGACCGUCGAUCCUGAAAUUGACAUCUUCUCUGAUACAUAUCCUGCGGCCGAAGAUGCGGUAAGAUUCAAGGAUGCAGAUGUCAAGGAUAGAAUCUGGAUGCUCUGGUCAAAAUUCCAAGAGGAGUUUGAGAAAAGGUUCCCCGGACUAUAUCAACAACAAGAGCCUGAGACUUUCAGAGAAGGGCGACCACGCCGAACGCGGAAUUGUGGGGAUCCAAAGCAGAUCAAAUUACAUCCUGCUGAGAACUGGUUGAGGUCAAAGAUGGUGCUUAGCGAAGAUGAAGCUUAUGGUCCUCAACAAACUGUCAAUGGUGUUUGGGCCCGUUUCAACCAAGCUACCAGAGCCUUCAAGGGUCUGCUUAACUACGAGAGCGUCUACAAGGAAUAUAUAGGCGAAGCUAUCGAUCGCAUGAUUGUUGAGAAGAUCAUGUAUGCCGAGCUUCGCCCGAUGCUGCUAGACAAAUCCAUACCUAGCAGCGAUGGUCGCCGUGCAAUUGACAAUUUUGCCCAGAUGCAACUCAUAAUCGAUGGCGUUCGAGAGAAAAAGGCGCAGCUCGAGAAAAAGGGAGAGAUUAACAAAUUUCCGUUUGGACUUAAGAUCGUGUACUGCACGCCACGAUCAAUACCUCCGGCACUUAUGAGAAAGGAAAUGGAACACUGCAUCGAGCUCAAGAUGAAGUUCCCAGAGCUCAUAUGCGGCUUUGAUCUUGUGGGUGCUGAAGAUCGCCCAAACCACAUCGGCUUCUACAAGAAAGAGCUCAAAGCUUUCCAAAAGGCUUGUAAGGAGGUGAAAGUGGAAAUUCCCUUCAUGUUCCAUGCAGGUGAAACUUUGCUCGAUACCGGCGGCUCUGCUAAACCAGAAAAUUCCAAUCUUUACGAUGCGGUGGCUCUGGGAGCAAGGCGCAUCGGCCACGGGUUUGCACUCUUGAAACAUCCGCAUCUUGUGGAAGAGUUCAAGAAAUCCAACAUUUGCGUCGAGCUUUGUCCUAUCUCGAAUGAACUGCUACAUCUUUGCAGAAAUGUGAAGGAACACCCAUAUCCAGAACUACUGGCGGCAGGUAUACCAUGCACAGUCAACUCAGAUAAUCCCUCGCUAUUUAACAAUUCCAUGUCCCACGAGUUCUAUCAGAUCAUGGUGGGCGCGCCUACCAUGUCUCUCUACAGCUGGAAACAGCUUGCACGCUGGAGUAUAGAAUACAGCUGUCUUGAUACUAAGCAACAGAAGGACGGACGCCAAUUCCUCGACGAAAGUUGGAGUGAGUUCUGUCAAACGAUUGUGAAAGAUUACGGUGGCCUCAUGAGCGAAGACAACCCAAGGGAGAUAAAUCCCUAUAGGGCAGAGGUAGCAUAUGGACCCCGCAAGAGGAUACAUCCAGCUAUCCUGAAAGCAGAGAGUGAUAAGGAUGGUGGACCGGAACGAGUGAAAGUAGAGAGGGAGAAAGCAGAGGCGUGGAAAAGAUCUUUGCCUAGCGACAGUGUCGUGCUAGUGCAUAGCGUCGGCAGUAACCAAACAUAG